This is a messenger RNA of Crotalus tigris (Tiger rattlesnake), 6564 nucleotides long. RefSeq names its product ubiquitin domain containing 2 (gene UBTD2). Gene Ontology annotation, molecular function: protein binding. The transcript is spliced from 3 exons. The record is from RefSeq and is a predicted model, not a curated record. Bases 72 to 776 code for a protein of 234 amino acids. Lineage: Eukaryota; Metazoa; Chordata; Lepidosauria; Squamata; Viperidae.
AGCGACGGAGAAGCUCGGGCGGCGAGCAGGCGGAGGAGGGGGGGGUCUCCGGGCCGGGACGGCCGGGCCCCAUGGGCGGGUGUGUGGGCUCUCACCACGACUCUUCGGGCAGCCUCAAUGAGAACUCGGACGGCACCGGAGUUGCCCUGGGGCGUAAUCAGCUCCUGAAAAAGGAGAAACCAAAAUGGAAAAGCGAUUACCCCAUGACAGAUGGACAGCUACGUAGCAAGAGAGACGAAUUUUGGGACACAGCACCUGCUUUUGAAGGCCGCAAAGAAAUCUGGGAUGCUUUGAAGGCUGCAUCACAUGCAUUUGAGAACAAUGAUCAUGAACUGGCACAAGCAAUCAUUGAUGGUGCAAAUAUAACUUUACCACAUGGUGCUCUUACAGAGUGCUACGAUGAACUGGGAAACAGAUACCAGCUUCCUGUCUACUGCCUUGCUCCACCUAUCAACAUGAUAGAAGAGAAGGGUGAUCUAGAGACUCUGGAUUUUCCGGAUCCGCCGCCUAACUCGGGUCAUGAAUGCCAGCUUCGUUUACGCCUCUCAACAGGCAAAGACCUCAAACUUGUGGUCCGCAGUAUGGACACUGUGUAUCACAUGAAGAGACGACUACACACAGUGGAAGGGGUAGAACCUAGAAGUCAGCGAUGGUUUUUUUCAGGCCGGCCACUCGCAGACAAAAUGAAACUGGAGGAACUGAAAAUACCAAGGGAUUAUGUGGUGCAAGUAAUUGUGAGCCAGCCCUUAACAAAUCCUGUCUUGGUGGAGAACUGAUUUUUGCCUGUAUGCCUCUUCUUCCCUUUCCCUGCUCUUUUAUCAUGUGGGAACUUUUUUACUUUCCAUCCUCUCCUACAAAUGGUUUGGUUCCAAGCAAUGACCAGCAAACCCUCCAUCUGUGAUGGAAUUUAGGUAAAAACACACAUAAUCAAAUAUAUGCACACACAAAUCUAUGUAUAAACAUACAGUCCCUGUUUCUAAACUAUACUUGGGGGUUUUGUUCAAUUUAGUAUUUCUUGACACCACUCUUAGCAAAGUAAAUGGAAAAAUGUUUGUGAUAGAGUGAGCCUGAAAGUCAAGGUAGAUAAAGCUGAAACUGAGGUUUGAAUUGUAAGUGAUGUAUUGAUCCAUGAAGGUGAAAAGCACUUUUUUAAAGGAUUAAACCAAAUUGAACUGCUUCAUGAAAUCAGUGUCACUUAUAGUUCAGCUGAUCAUUGUAGCUUCCCUGGUUAAUCUAGCAUGCUGUGAUAUUUGUAGGGGUUGUUUCUAUUAGGGUUUUAUUUACUGGCUCAGUAAGACUCCUGCUUAAUAAUGAGUAGCAAAGAACUAGAGGUACACUCCAAUAAUGGUAUGUUCUCAAAUUCAGGUUUUACUAAACGUUUUGGUACAUUCCGAUUUAGCAACAAAUAGCUAUUUGCUAGGGCUGACUUCAGGGUGUAUAAAUCCUGCCUUCUGAAAAAUUGGGCAAUAAUUUAUUAAAUACAUAAAUUUCUUGUCUACUGUAAGCUGUCCACUAUAAGGAAACUUGACGUACAAAUCCCUGUCACCAAUAAAAGGGCCUACUAAAUGUGCACUGUUGUGAUUGGUGAAAAAUCAAACAUUCAAAGUACACCAGCUUGAGAAUAAUAAAGGCACAGGACAUCUUUUAUUUAAUAUGUUCACCUCUGAUGUUUAAAAUAAUAGUUUUGAACCUUCUUUACCCUCAAAAUAGCAAUGAACUAAUUAGGAAAAAGCACAAGCUGGUUUCAUACACUUUUCUAAUAAGAGUUCGGCUUGCUUGAUAGCAUUUUUACCCACUGAUAUUUGUAUUUUCUUGCAUAAUCAAGACUGAGGUUUUUAUUCCUACUCAAAUUAAAUAAACAUAUGUAUGUACACACACACACACACGCAUACACUGCCAUUGUACACAGAAUGAGAGAAGGUGAUGAGAAAGGAUUGAAAAAAAAAAGCCUCACUAGCAGGUGAAAAUAUUAUAGACUGUAUAACACUAGAUCUUUCAAAUAUUCCAUUAGACCCAUAAGUACAUUUUGGGGGAUUCUGCAUUGCAUGUAUAUUUAUGUUUUCCCUGAAUCCAUAAAUAAGUUGUAGAGAUGGAAGCUUGCAUUAAGACUGGAUUCAUUUAGUUUGUAAAAGCAGCAUAUAUACCCCAUAAACUUUUAAAUAAGAGAGCAUCUUCCAUAUGCUCUUCUCUUUCACGACACCUGUUCAUACUUAUGCAUUUAACAGUGUAUAAACAGUGCCUGUGGCAAAUAGAUUAUAACUUUCUAUAGUCGAUAGAUUUUAAAUGACGUCAUUUAUCUAGAGGUCAAUGUGAAUCUUAGCAAUAUCGUACAGGAUUUUCCCUUUAGAAUUUGAAGGUAAGACAUUCUUUAGAGGCGUUAGGUACAGUAUAUAUCCUUUUAAGAGUGCUUUGAGCAAAAUUAGUAAUGAUUCUCUCUAGAAUAAUAAAAUACAUUUGGAAAAUGGCACUGGCCAGGUGUAUCAGAACAGUUAGCAUACUCGUCAAAUACGUUAUUUUAAAAUGGGGCAUGACAUGCUCCUUGAUUCUGACAUGUUCCUGUGUUUGGUAGUAAUGUCAUCAUCUCUGACACCACUUUUGCUGGCUAAAUACCAAAUCUGAUUUAUCUUUAUGCACAUGGACCCUACAGCUACAAAACUUCUAGUUUUGAUUAAAUUGAUUUUUUAAAAAAAGAUACAAUAUGAACUAUCCCGUUUUUUUUAAAUUUGGAAAUAAGUUUUUAUAUUUACAUGAAUGCAUCAGAACUAUAGAACUUUUCUGGCCAUUGUCUAUUACUGUCUGAUAUUUCUAUGUAGAUUAGGGUCAGUUAAUAAUUAAAAUGUUUUCAUAGAAAUAUUCAGUAAACAGUAACGGUUUUCAAAAUGUUGAUUAAGUUUCCCAUUUCCUGAAACUAAUAUUAAGAGCUCAACAAUCAUUGAAUGAAUUCAAAAUUCUGCAUAUCACUAGGGAUUCUUUUUAAUAUUGGGAUUAAAUGAAGUAAGGUCUGGAUGUGCUUUAAGUGCAAUCUAAAUAUCUACAAUGUUAGAAUUUUCAUUUAUUUGGGCAGUGCUUGGAUAAGAUAUAUGCACUACAUAUUGUGCAAGUUACGGGAUUACACAUCAGCAAAACUAUGACAAAAUUUAUUAUUUAGCACUUUUUUUCCCCAGGACUAUUUAGAAAAGGGAGAAAAAAUGCAGCUAUUAAGGAAAAAGUGAAAGCAUAUAUAGUCUGAUGAUUUUUGUAACUAUUUCCCUUUUUUAUGUAUUCACCCAGUUCAUUAAAUUAAGUUUGAUUGUCCCCCAGUGAAUUAUAUUUACAGUAGUGCUGCCUCAAAUAUGGAGAUAGGGAUGGUGAAAUCAGCACAAACAAAGUGAGCAUCAGCUCCUUCCUAUCAUUGGCAAUCACUCAAAUCUGUACGAAAAAUAUGAUAGGCAAAUCUAUCCAGUAUGAGCAUUGUCAAUUAAUAAGUAAAUCAAAAGAGCAAGGAACAGCCACUGCUUCCUUUUCUUUUUCUCUUCAUUGAGACUAGAGACUUGUCCUGUUGUUCAGAGAAGGAAGUUGAUGCUUUUCAGUGUUGAUGCAUCAGGAUUCAAUCGUGGAUCCUCAACAGCUGCCCAAGAAUGCUAGCCAACAUGAUUAUAGGCUUUUUAGAAUUACUGUAAUAAUUUUGUAAAAAAAAAAUAACAUUUGGAAUAUAGCUGGCUGUAAAGUGUUCAUCAGUAACCAUAUUGCUCUGAAGUAACAAUUCCAGAAUACAUUAGAAUAGUUUCUGUAUUUCUCACAGCCCCUAGUGGGCUUUCAUGAACAGAAUGCAUAUUGGGACAAUUUUUUAAUUGUUUCUCAGAACAAAGGAAGAGUCUGGUGAGUGUAUUAUUUCUUUCUUUUUCUGCUCCAGAGAAGUUAGUUUAAAGAUUAUAGUUUAUAAUAUAUCAUUACCACCCUCAUCCGACUUUUAGUAAAUAAUAAGCUUACUAUAGGUUUUUAAUUUUGUUAAUCUGCAAGACAGAACAAUUUCAUUUGUUGCUUUAACAGAGGUUCAAGCAAGUACUGUAUUAAACUGCAUUUGUGUGUACUCCGGAUUCUGAUUCACUGCCAGCUCAGUGUCUAUGAAAUGUGCCUCCCUCUCCACUCCUAUGUAAGAAAGUAUAUAUUAUAACACUAUAAUAUUUGGCCGAAUUAUCAAAAGCAAACAACCAUUUUCCUAAUAGCCACAUCAAAUUCCCACAUUUCUAAUUAACAUUUUUUGCUGUUGAAUUAGAGUACAAAUAUAUCCAAUAAUAAGUCUGUUUGUCCCCUUGUCUGGCAAAGGUGUCAGUACUAUAUGCUUCAGAAUUAAUGGAUAGUCUACAAUUUGUUUUUCCUGGAAUAGUUUGAAAGACAAAAGGGCUUGUACUGCAAUGUGUACAAAAACAUAGCAACAAGUUAAUAUAAGACAGACAACAUUCACUGUGCUUCAUUUAUGCUGCAGAAAAGGUUGUCAAGAAGAUUAAGGAAAUAGUCAUAUAAAAUGAUUAUAAUUCAUCUGUAAAGAAAUGUUCAAGAAAUAAUUUGAUAAGAAAAAUAGAGUAAUAUACUGUUUUAAAAGUAAAUUGAUGGGUAAAUCCCUCAGUUUUAUUAAUAGUAUGGUUUCACAAUUCAUUCCACAUAAAUCAUUAGGAUUUAUACCAGCGGUUCUCAACCUAUGGGUCGCGACCCCAUUUGGGGUCGAUUGACCAUUUCUCGGGGGUCGCCAAACAAGGCAAUCCGCCAUUUUUCCCCCUCGGGGGGGCGCUGCCGCACAUGGGGGCGCCGCCGCACAUGGGGUGGCGCUGCGCCGCACCUGGGGGCACCGCCGCGCAUGCGCGGCACGUUUGUGUGACGGGGGUCGCUGUCACACAAACGUUGAGAAGCACUGAUUUAUACUUAGAUGGUAAAAGCAAUAUAUUUAGUUGGGAGAUUAUGUUUGUUUGAUAACAUAUGAUAUAAACAACUGACAAGGUGCAGAAAAGUUCUUACAUAAGUACUUUCAUUCCUUAAACGUUCAAACCCAAAGAUAAGAUUAAUGUAACAGAUGUGAACAAGUACACAUGUAGGUACAAUGAAAGCAUUGGCAUACUAGUGCUGAGAUUUUUCUUGUUUCAUUUUGAAUGUUAUAAUCAUGUGCAUCACUUGAAAUUCUUUGGGUUCUAACACAAAAAGUCAUAUUUAUUUCAUUUUUAUAUGAUCAUGCAUUCUUGUGCAUUUAUAGGUAGUGUUUCUUUAUGAUUAUAUGGCGCUUUCCUUGAAGUGCAGUUUCUUCAUCAAUCUAGCAAUGUACUUCACUUGCAAAUGCCUCCCAAGUGUGCUUUUAAAAAUCCAUUUCAAUCAAACAAAAUGUAAAUAGCAGAAAGAAAUGCUGUGCAUGGGAGAUACAGGAAUGAACCAUUCUACAUUUUCAACAUUUUACUCAAAGCAACAGAAUAUUAAACUAAUGCUAGCAAUUUCUUUUGGUUGGCAUCCAUGUUCCCAAGUUUAGUUGGCUGGUUUUUAAAAUAAUGAUGUAGUCAUGAAGUAUUCUUUCUUUAAUUCAGCUCUUUUGUUUCCUUCCAUCUCUUCCAUCUCAUUUUGAGAGUGGAAUGUUUGAAGGCAUAUCAGUAAAUGUAUAGAACUAAAAAGUAUAAAAGUGGAGGAGGGGUUUCCUUUGAGUUUGCUCCAUAAUUAAGUUUGAACAACAGUGAUGGGUUUCAUGGAUUGGCAAUCCAUGAAAAAUUAUGUUCAUGCCUUCUGAUUAAGGUCACAGGUUAAAUAUUUCUGGAAAUAGUGCAGAUGGUUUGCAAACUAGAACUAUGUUGUCAAACACAAAAUCCAAAUAUUAUUUUUAUGGAGAAUAGUAAAAAUGCAUCUUUUUGAUCCCUUUUUCUUUCCUGGUAGUUAAAUCAAGCCAAAGAUGGAAGUCAACUUAAAUGAGUUUUUGUUUUUUUGAUUUGAACUCACAGAUACACAAACCAUUUUGGGGGCUUUAACUGAAAUAAUGAAAUUGCCUUCUAUCAAGGGCCUUUGUUGUGCCUCUCUUCUCCAUAUCCUGGGAAUGUCAAGAAACUGGAGACAGCCUUUCGAGCUGUUUUGCAUUAGGCAGCUGGCAGUUUAUAAUGACACUCUUUUCUGAUGUGCUGAGCAAAGGACUCAAGUUUAAUGUCCUAUUUGCCUCAUGGUAGUGGCUUCCAAAGAUGGCUGGUACCAUCAAUUUGUAUUUCUUGAAUAAAAUAUCUUCUCUUUUCUGGUAAAUCCUUUUUUGUACACUGUUGUGUGCCAUGUAUCUAAAAAGCACUCAUGUUCUACAAAUGGUUAGUAAUUCAGUACCAGUACACAAUUUCAGUGGCUAAAAAGAAAGAGGAAUUACAGUGAUGUGACACCUUUUCUUCCUGUAACUUUUAUAAAAUUAAAAAAAAAUUAACUUUAUGCAUGGAUUGUAUGGACCUUUUUAAGAGGUUUUUUUUAAUUAGCCCAAGAAUAAAUUCUUGCUUUCUCUGAAAAGCAAGAGAUCUCUGAGCACAAAUAGUUCUGUUUGAACAGUGAAACUAUAAAUAAAACUUUUUGAUUUCAAAAAGG